ACAGCGAGGCGCGUGAGGCGAGAAGACACGGGGGAGAAGAACUGCGCGUGUUUUCGGGCUAAAAGCGUGUUAGAUCGGUGUAAUAGCGGAGUAUUGCUCUGUUUGGGAUUUUUUCGGGCUAAAGGAAACUUUAGCCGCUCGGCUUCGCUCAUUCAUUCACGCAGCAGCUGUAGCACGUUUCGAGAGGGGGAGGCAGCCUGCGAACAGCAGCCUGCUAACAAAGGAAGCGCAGAAACCCGGCUGUCUCGCCUCGCUCGUUCUGUUGCCUUCUAACAUUUAAGGUCACUCCAUAACCCUUACAGACCAGCGACGAGAUGGCCGACAUGUACAUUCGCGUGGCCGAGGAGGAGAACGAAGAGCCGAUGGAGAUCCCGACUGAGGACGACGGCACCGUGCUGUUGUCGACGGUGGCGGCGCAGUUCCCGGGCGCGUGCGGCCUGCGCUACCGAAGCCCCAUCUCUCAGUGCAUGCGCGGCGUGCGCCUGGUGGAAGGAGUGCUGCACGCGCCAGAGAAUGGCUGGGGCAACCUCAUCUUCGUCGUGAAUUACCCUAAAGAUUGCACUGUUCUUGGAUUUCCAGAAUCUGCGGACAACAAGCGCAAAAUGGACGAGAUAGACGCCUCGUCUGCAAAGAUGAAGAGAGGAGACCAGAAGACAUCGGAUCUCAUCGUGUUGGGCUUGCCAUGGAAAACUACCGAACAGGACCUGAAAGAGUACUUCAGUACCUUCGGUGAUGUAAUCAUGGUGCAGGUGAAACGGGAUGCAAAGACUGGAAAUUCAAAGGGAUUCGGAUUUGUUCGAUUUACUGACUGGGAGACCCAGGGUAAAGUGAUAACCCAGCGGCACAUGAUUGAUGGAAGGUGGUGUGACUGCAAGCUGCCCAACUCAAAGCAAGGUCCUGAUGAGCCUAUGAGGAGCAGGAAAGUGUUUGUAGGCCGCUGCACUGAGGACAUGACCUCUGACGAUCUGCGUCAAUUCUUCAUGCAGUAUGGCGAAGUCACGGAUGUCUUCAUCCCCAAACCUUUCCGAGCUUUUGCGUUUGUUACUUUUGCUGACGACCAGAUUGCUGCUUCUCUGUGUGGGGAGGACCUAAUAAUCAAGGGAGUAAGUGUGCAUAUAUCCAACGCUGAACCCAAGCACAGUGGCAGAGGGCACAUGAUGGAUCGGGCUCGCUACGGGAACGGGUUCGGUGCCCAAGCUUUUGGAAGCAGCAGCCGCACCAGCUCCAGCAGCCUGGGAAACUUCAGCAACUUCAACCUGAACCCAGCCAUGAUGGCGGCUGCUCAGGCCGCCCUGCAAAGUAGCUGGGGAAUGAUGGGGAUGUUGGCGCAGCAGGGUCAAUCAGCUACUCCUGGCUCGAGCGCCAGCGGAGCCAGUUCAGCACGAGACCAGACGCAGUACAGCACAGGAAACAGCAACUACAGCAGCAGCUCAGCUGCACUCGGCUGGGGCGCAGGCUCUAAUGCCGCUGGUAGCGGCAGCGGGUUUAACUCUAGCUUUGGCUCCAGUAUGGAGUCUAAAUCUACAGGGUGGGGGAUGUAAAGUGGUGGGGUUUGCUUUUGAAGUGUUGGUAUUUUUAGUGUGUGUGUUUGGUAAGUAUUUUCCGAAAGACUUAACUCUUUUUGUGCAUUGUGGGAGUGGGAGCAGGAGCAAAUGGGGAGUUUGGGGAGAUCAUAAUGUUUUUCUACAUUUAAACAAGAUGUCAAAUAAGAUUACACCACAAUCAUCUAUGUAAUUUAUUCCCCUCUUCUUUAUGCUGUAUUGGUUAAUUAAUUUGGGUUCGGGAGGAAAAUUUCAACUGGAUUCCUAAAAUGCAUUCAGUUUACUCAGUGGUCAGAGAAACUUGCAUGUUUUACUGACCACCAAAUUUGUACCUCUUUAAAUCUUGCAUUGGGAAGAAUCUGGUUGAAACAAGUCGUUUUUUUUUUUUUUUUUGAAGAACAUGUAUUAUUUGCAUCAAGAUAACUUUAAAAGCCUUCAUCAAAAUCUCUUCUGCAGUUGCCAUCUGUGGGUUUUGCCUGGGAAGAAGGCCCUCUGUGGCAGCACUGCGGCUGAGAUCAUAAUCCCAUCUUCCUCAUGUCUAAAAGCUCUCGUCACUCGGCUCGCUGACACGGUGGGUGUCCUUUUUUUUUUUUUUUUUUUUUUUGUCAGCAUAUUUUUCUGAUUUUCACAAGAACUGUACAGAAAACGUGAACUUUUUUAACAACUGUUGAGUGCGCUUGGUGGUGGCGAAGAGUGAGCGAACAGAGAGAAAGGAAGGCAUGGGAGCGAGCGAGCGAAAAAGACUGAUGCGAGUGCGAUGAAAGAGCUGAUAUGUUGACUGGGUGGCUUUUGUGAGCGAGUGAAUGAGAGCUUGUUGACACUUCCCAGCCUCACCUAUACACAAUCCUGAACAGAUGGACAAUUAGCUUACUUGUACCUAAAGAAUCACAUUUUCCCUCCUAGGCUUCCCAUUUUGCUUUUCUCCCAUCAAAUACUGACAAUGUAUUUAAAUAGCUAGUGGAAUGUUGUGAUGAGUGUUUUUUUUUUUUUGUUUUAUUUUUUUGCUUCUUGCUUCUAUAAAACUGAUCUGAAUGCUGUAUGGUGUGUGUGCUUUUCCUUGUGAUUUGACCUGUAAGUGUGAACUUGUGGAUGACAUCUUCAGUGGCCACUGAGGGGGUGGGAGAACGAGUGAUUGUGUAAGUGAGACCUGUAUGUUGAGUGAUGUGGAUGUCUGUGGAAUGAAAUUAUUCUAGAUAACAUUUGCUUAAUGUUUUCAAAAAAUAUUUUAUAUGGCUUGUGAAAAGAAGGGUGUGAUCCAAUAAAACUUAAUUUGAAUCAGUUUUUUA
Silurus meridionalis is the source of this 2827-nucleotide messenger RNA. It is a transcript of the gene tardbpb, whose product is annotated as TAR DNA binding protein b. Gene Ontology annotation, cellular component: nucleoplasm. The coding region runs from base 315 to 1541 and encodes 408 amino acids. Gene Ontology annotation, biological process: regulation of gene expression. Gene Ontology annotation, molecular function: RNA binding. The transcript has 6 exons. The record is from RefSeq and is a predicted model, not a curated record. Lineage: Eukaryota; Metazoa; Chordata; Actinopteri; Siluriformes; Siluridae.